UCUCAACUCAACACCACCUCUCAGGAAAACAGAGUUUGCCGAGCGAGAUUAACUAACUGCCAUUUGCGAGUUGCGACAAUGAUCAAGCUGAGGUGCCCCAACCCCAAGAGGCUCUUCAGGAGGAGCUCCUCCAAGGGCAGCAGCUCCGGUAGCGCUAGCAGCGACGACGGCAGCGAUGCCGGUAGCAUCGUCCGUGGCAGCGGCAGCGGGGAGAUCGAGUGGGAGGUGCGGCCGGGGGGCAUGCUUGUGCAGAGGAGGGACUGCAGGGGGGACAUCGAGGUGAUCACCGUUAGGGUCUCCACCGGGUUCUCCUCCUGGCAUGAGGUGUCUAUUGGAGCUACCUGCACUUUUGGUGAGCUGAAGCUGAUGCUGUCCAUGAUGACCGGGCUGGAGCCGAGGGAGCAGAGGCUGCUGUUCAGGGGCAAGGAGAGGGAGGACGGCGACCACCUGCACAUGGUCGGGGUGAGGGACAAGGACAAGGUGCUGCUUCUCGAGGACCCUGCCCUCAAGGACAUCAAGCUCCGGGCCGCCGCACUCGCGGCCCAGGCUGUGCAGAGCCCGUAUCGGACUUUUAUCCAGGUGUAGGGCCGGCCCACCUCGUGUGCCUCGCUAACUGUUAUUAGAGCAAACCAAUCUCGCACAUUCGGCCUGUUUAAGUAGGUGCGAGAAAAGAAAGUUCCUGCUGAUUGGUGAAGUGUGAUCGACUAAGUACCACUCCGAGGAAUGGAAGGGCAAAGGGCCCUCCU
Lolium perenne is the source of this 746-nucleotide messenger RNA. Its product is annotated as BAG family molecular chaperone regulator 3-like. Lineage: Eukaryota; Viridiplantae; Streptophyta; Magnoliopsida; Poales; Poaceae. Gene Ontology annotation, molecular function: protein binding. The record is from RefSeq and is a predicted model, not a curated record.